UCUAGGUCUGCAGCAUCAACUUACUCAUCCCGUCUAGAGGCAUUGAGUGCCAUUGCGACUCUUGUUAUCAACCACUUUCUCUUGAUUGAAUUCUGAACUCAUUGCUUUCACGCCUUGACUGUUGCACGGCGUCGGACAGCCAGAGCCGUUACUGUCUUCUUUCGUUUACAUCUAUCUCAACACCGUCGAGCCGGAUUUCGCUCAUCGUCCAGCCCUCUCUAGUGUUGAAGAAAGGCCUUUACACUAACAGUACCUCUAACACCUUCAUCCUAUGUGCUGGUCAAUCUUCGCUCCAUCUUCAACGAACGUAUCACAUGACUGUUAGAACUCCACGGUCUAGAACUGAUAAUUUAUGGAGCCUCAAUCCGACAGCGCAGGCUCCAAGCCUCAAUCGAAUGAGGAUGUUGGGCGAAAAGGAUCCGUCAAGCGAGCGCGGGAGAUGCUUCAGGCUGGAAAACGCCCUGAGAGAGUUGAACCAGAACCUCCCUUCCGGGUCAAUCCAGCGCAUAUGACACAAUGGCCUCUGCCCGACAAUACUCCGCUGCCGUCGAACCUGGCUCACCCCCAAGCAACGUUGAGCGUUCUCAAAGGACCUCCGCCGGUGCGACCCCCUCGCCCUGACUGCCCGUCGCCUUCGGUUUAUUCAGAGAGAAGCAUGUCGGAUGUUCCCUCGGCCCCCAGCCCGCUGAAUAUCAAACGCCCAGUUCCCUCCUUCUCGCAACCCUUCCCACUACAACAAGGCCCGCGUCCUACCAUCAGGAUCCCCAUCCCUCGGCCGCCUAGCCCGGACAGUGUUGCCGGUUCAACACCCCGCAUUUCAGUUGCGACGGAUGAUCUUUUUCGACAGUCGGGAAUCUCCACGGUCUCAUCAAUCACUGAACUUCCUUCCGUUCCCCAGCCACUGCCCUUGCAGCAUCGUCCGGCCCCAGGAGGUGCUCCGAAAAAGGCCGCUAGCCUUGCGCCCCCAGUGCCGGUGGCGCGGCCGGGUGGAAACCGCGCCUCGUCCGUUUCGCCUAUCCCAGAGGAACUCCCGGACAGCCCGACGAUCUCGCAAGACCACUAUGGAACAGCUCAACCGUACCCACCCAGCUGGUACUCGGGGCAGGCCGAAUCAGAAAUUCUGGGAACAUAUCUAGACGGCGAAUCUGACGACGAUGAUUCAGUACAUACUGCUCACGCUGGAAUCGCUACGCUCCUCAGACAAGCCAGCAUUGGAACCAGAGGGAAGCCUUCCCUGCGCACUAUUCAGAAGUCCAAUGCUAGCUCGCCGGUGCCGCCCUCGGAGCGGACCCCUGUAUCCGCGAGACCAACGACAGCCGGAACCAUGCUACCUGAAGUCGCCCUGAAAGAAGUCUCUGUAGGAUCGGAUCGCAGGGAUUCUGUCUCGUCAACCUCGACAUCGUCCUCACAUUUCAACUUGGAGAAAGCGCCAAUCAUCUUGGAUAUCAGCACGCAACAUCCUGCUCUAGCUCGCCCAUACAAUGACAAUGAAGCCUUGCAGAAGGAGGUGGGAGCACUUCCCAAGGCUGCGCCAACGAUGAGUGACAAACGACCAGGUGGCCGUAGGCCUCCACGCCUCAAUAUGCUUGCUGUCCGUGAUGCAGAGGCUCGAGGGAGCCUUACGAGCUUGCCUGAUCUCAUCCUACGCGCGACCAAACUUGCGUCAAAUCUGGAACAUGGACGGACUGCAAGCAGGAACGACCUUUUGAAUGGCGGUGGAGGUUCAAGGUUUCCAUUCCAUGACGCCAAACGCAAGUCCGGAUCGAUCAAGAGCAUCUUGGCUUCAUUCCCACCCCCUGCUGCAACCCCGGAGGGAGGCCACUCUUCCUGGCCGUUCUUCCUCAGACGGUCCACGCUUCACCAGAUACAGUCCAACGAACCCCCUCAGGGAGACCAAGAGAAAGCCGCACCGAGACAACCCCGUCGGUGCUGCGGAUUGCCACCCUGGCUGUUUGGCCUCAUCUGCGUUCUGAUCAUCAUCAUCAUUCUUGCCGCAAUUCUCAUCCCAGUUUGCCUGCUUGUGCUUCGCCACAAGUCAAAUGGUACAGACUGCGCAACGAGCAACCCAUGUGAAAACGGCGGCGUCAGCGUCUCCAGCGGCAGUCUUUGCUCUUGCGUUUGCGCCAAUGGCUAUACCGGAUCGCGCUGUACCAUUUCUGGCGAUGCCAGCUGCGUCACCACCCAGGUCGAUAACAAGAACGCCACCAUGGGCAGCAACCUUCCCCGUCUAUUCGAGUAUUCCCAGCAAAACUACAGCAUUUCUUUGGACGCAGUCACCAUCAUGGCACUUUUCAGCCAAAGCAAUGUCUCCUGCACGACGGAAAACACGCUUGUUUCGUUCGCUGGCGUAGCAACAAGCAGCAGCAAAGCCCGCCGUGCUCUCUCUGCCUCGCCAUUGACUGAGCCUUUGAUUUCAGACUACCUACUAGCCAACCUUGAGCCUCCCAGUUCUACCUUGUCGAAAUUGACCCCCACACAAGUCCUUGCAGCCCGCGACUCUGUCGCUACAUCACACGGCAUCGUCUUCGACGACGACCCACCAACGACAGUCUCCGCGACUGCAACGGCUACCAACACCGGGCACGCAUCUCAAGCCACCGAAACUUCCACCUCCAACUCGACCACGACAGCGGUUGGUUCUUCAUCCUCUAACUCCACCGCCGUUACCACGGAAGUCCUCGACUUUGCCCGCGUCGCCGUUCUUUACAUCCUCGAAGAAACCGGCACGCUCGCCGCCGCCGAGUUCUCAGAAAGUAACAUCCAGUCCUACCUGACCGAGGAUUACACCGACGCCAAGACCCACAGCUUCACCAUCGACCUCACUCCAUCUGGUAUCCUAGGCAACUACACGUUGGACUUCGACGAUUACAAGAUCAAAUUACCCAGUGGCAGUGUUGUCGGUGGCGGCUAGCGUACCUGGAACAGCGGGAGCUGUU
Aspergillus sclerotioniger CBS 115572 is the source of this 2936-nucleotide messenger RNA. RefSeq lists its product as uncharacterized. The transcript is spliced from 2 exons. The coding region runs from base 353 to 2911 and encodes 852 amino acids. Lineage: Eukaryota; Fungi; Ascomycota; Eurotiomycetes; Eurotiales; Aspergillaceae. The record is from RefSeq and is a predicted model, not a curated record.